GCCAGCCUAUCUUAAAACAACGUUGGAAUUAUGAUAGGAUUCGGAUUCCGAUACUAUUUCAAUCCGAUCCGCUAAUUCCCGGAGUAAUAAAGGAAACAAGCGUGGGUGGAAUUGUCGAUUGACGACCGACCGACCCAACGUGAGAAACCCUCGCCUCCCAAGGAAGAAAAAGAAAAGGGCGCGAUCGGCUGAAGUACCCCGUUGGCGAUGGCCCCUCAUCCUCCUCCGUCGGCGACGGCGGCCGCCCAGCACGUGCAGCAGUUCCUGACGACGGCCCUGUCGCAGCGGGGCCCGGCGGCGCUGCCCUACUCGGAGGACGUGAAGUGGCAUAUACGGCAGCACCUGGUGGCGCUGGCGGAGGCCUUCUCCUCCCUCCGCCCUCGCACAGCCACCUUCACCCAUAACGACGGCCGUUCCGCCCAUCUCCUUCAGGCGGAGGGAACCAUCCCGAUCUCCUUCCGCGGCGCCGUGUACCACCUCCCGGCCUCCGUUUGGCUCCUCGAGUCCUACCCCCGACGCCCCCCUGCCGUCUACCUCACCCCCACCCGCGACAUGCUCGUGAAGCCUGGUCACCCCCUCGUUGAUCCAUCCGGGCUCGUCCGCGAGGAUGCCGCCCCGUACCUCCGCUCGUGGGUCUUCCCCGCCUCCAACCUCGUUGACCUCGUCCGAUCGCUCUCUCACCUCUUCGGCCUCGAUCCCCCCCUGUACACCCGCCCCAACCACGCUACAACUUCUCCUUCCCCCUCCCUCUCUCCCUCCCCUUCUCCCUUGCCCUCCUCCUCCUUCUCAUCCCCGUAUGGCGUUGGCGUUGGUAGCCCUUCACGAUUCCCCCCGCCCCCGUCGUCACAGGCCUAUCCACACUUGCGGCCCACCGAGGACCCCGCCGAGGUCUUCCGCCGCAACGCUGUUGCCAAGAUCUUGGAUGCCGUCCAUACGGACAUGGGUGCAAUGCGCCGUGCUCAGGAGGCUGAGAUGGAGGGCCUCUUCUCCACCCAGGCCGAGCUACGGCGGCGUGAAGAGGAACUUACCCACGGGCUCCGUGAGAUGGUCGAGGAGAAGGAGGGCCUUGAGCAGCAGCUGCAACUCGUCCUCAUGAACACGGAUUUGCUUGAGGGGUGGGCGAGAGAGAAUGAGGGGCUGUGUCGGCGGUGCCAUGAUGGGGUUGAUGUGGAUGAUGUCUUUGAGCCAGUUGAUGCCUUGUCGAGGCAGAUGCAAGAGUGCACGGCAGCCGACCUGGCAACUGAGGACACCAUCUAUGCACUGGACAAAGCUGUGCAAGAGGGAGCAAUACCAUUUGACUCGUAUCUGAAAAACAUAAGGGCAUUGUCAAGGGAGCAGUUCUUCCACCGGGCGUUGGCAGCCAAGGUUCGUGCUACACUUGUGCAGGCCCAGGUUACAAGCAUGGCUGCACGAGUGCCACACUAUGCUUCCUAGUGGAGGUGUUGUCUUAAAGAGUUUGUGGUCUUUGGUUGUCUUCAGUGCAGUGAUAUGGAUAUUCCUGAUGGUGAGUUGCAUUUCCUUUUCCCCCCCCCUUCCCUUCCCUUCCACAGACACAGAGAAACGUCACCCUGGUCGACUUAUCAUUCCAAAAACUUUACAAUGCCAAUUUGGAGAUCCAUAUCAGAGUUGGUUGAUGAGUUGCCUCUUCGCAAAUAAUGUCGAUUUUGGUGUUAUGCAUUGUAGCAAAACAAACGGAUGUUUGAUACUUACUCUCAAUUUUAUGUAAAAUUAAACAUAUUGGCUAUCGAUCUUUUUCUAGACCAAAU
Molecule: messenger RNA, 1766 nt
Organism: Musa acuminata subsp. malaccensis (wild Malaysian banana)
Lineage: Eukaryota; Viridiplantae; Streptophyta; Magnoliopsida; Zingiberales; Musaceae
Product: protein ELC-like
Biological process (GO): endosome to lysosome transport; protein transport; protein modification process
Cellular component (GO): ESCRT I complex
Molecular function (GO): ubiquitin binding
Source: RefSeq, a predicted model, not a curated record